Molecule: messenger RNA, 1860 nt
Organism: Trichoderma harzianum CBS 226.95
Lineage: Eukaryota; Fungi; Ascomycota; Sordariomycetes; Hypocreales; Hypocreaceae
Exons: 4
Coding region: 73-1524 (483 amino acids)
Biological process (GO): peptidyl-lysine monomethylation
Cellular component (GO): nucleus
Molecular function (GO): protein-lysine N-methyltransferase activity
Source: RefSeq, a predicted model, not a curated record
CAACGCCUGAUCUUUCCUUCCUCAAGCAAACCUCUCAAGAUAUCUCACAUUCAAGUAAUCUCACAUUGUGGCAUGGCGCAUUCACAAUUACCCAUCGAGGCUUUCCCAGCCUGGGCUGCCGUGAACAGUGUGGAAUUUGCAAACGCAGAGAUACGAAACAUCGAGGGCAAAGGGCUUGGCCUUGUUGCCAAGCAUGAUAUCACGGAUGCGGACCAUGAUGCUCCCAGCUCACAAGCAAUCAUUCGAAUACCUCAGGAUCUUGUUUUAUCUUCAGAGACAGUAGAAGUAUAUGCCAAGAUUGAUCGGAAUUUCAAGCAGCUAUUCGAGGUUGCUGGACACCAAAGCACCAGGAUUGAUAUCAUGCUGUAUCUGUUGACUCAUAUUAUUCAAUUGAAAGAAGCUUCUUCAGUUACUAGAUUAUUUACUUCAACGCCGUGGACCGAGUAUAUCAAGUUCUUGCCUCAAUACAUCCCUGUUCCUACGAUGUGGACGAAUGAGGAGAGACAACUACUCAAAGGCACAUCUCUAGAGGCAGCAUUGAGUGCCAAGCUAUCGGCACUCUCACGCGAAUAUGAUGAGAUCAGCGAACAAGUAUCAGAUAUACCCUUCUGGAGAGAUCUUUUCUGGGACACUGCAAAGGUGGAGGAUUGGAUCCUAGCCGAUGCCUGGUAUCGCUCACGAUGCCUGGAGCUUCCUCGAGCUGGUCAUGCCAUGGUUCCUGGACUGGAUAUGGCGAACCACACACAGGCCCAUUCUGCAUACUACGAUGAAAGUCCUGACGGCGAUGUGGUACUGCUUCCGAGUUCAGGGUCGGGGAUAUUAUCAGGUGGAGAGAUUACCAUCUCAUAUGGACAGGCAAAGUCGCCAGCCGAGAUGCUGUUUAGCUACGGCUUCAUCGACAAAGAAUCCUCUGUCAAAGAGCUAACACUACACAUCGCUCCGCUACCCGACGACCCUCUAGGAGGAGCUAAACUCCGCGUUAACAAUGGACCCCCCACUGUUCGGCUAUCUUUGACAGAGCAAGGUGUCCAGUGGAACAGCCCUUUUCUGUAUUUGCUAGUUCUCAAUGAGGAAGAUGGUCUUGCUUUCCGCAUAGCGCAAGACACGUCAGGGGAACGCCAAUUGGUACUAUUUUGGCAAGACGAAGAAGUUACGGACCGGACUGAUGAGCUUGAGACGCUUGUGCAAAGUCACGACCUAUACCAAGUGUUUAAGCUUCGAGCUGUAGCCGUGCUGGAGGAGCGGGUUGCGAUGCAGCUGGACAGAAUCUCCUCCGGACUCUCGUACGGGGUAACGGAGCAACCACAAGCAGCAAAUCAGCCGCGUGCGGAGUGCAUGCUAGCGGCUGAGACUUUGAGAGAUCUUGAAACCCAGGUCCUGCAAGGUGUGGCGGAGGCGCUAGAAAACGAGAAGGCAAGGCUGCUUCUGGACGCACGCGUAGUGACAUAUCUCGGGUCUAUGGAAGAUGCCCAAAACGAGCAAGCGUCUGGGCCGGCAGCCAAUGAAGAGGACGAUUUCAGCUAAGCGGCCGAAAUAGCCUGGCGGCGUGGGAUGAACAGCCGGGGAAGCGCUGAUAUAAACUCUAGCGUGGGGAUCGACGAUUGAUCAUUGUAGAUGUUUGCGCCGGCUUGACCCGACAGGGAGGCAGUGAGAAGGAGGGCGACUAUUGUUUGUGGCCUUUUGACGCUUUGUAGUCGAGUCUUGUAUCGUGAUUCCGCUCGACAAACUAGCACUGAGCUAUUGACUGAAACGGAACUAAAAUGCGGGUUGAACAUGCGAUCAAUGCAGUAUAAGUGAAUGCUCAAGCGGCCUGUAGAUUUAUUAAACAGAUCUCGGUGAUGAACAUGUUGAAUAGAACUG